This is a messenger RNA of Frankliniella occidentalis (western flower thrips), 532 nucleotides long. RefSeq names its product coiled-coil domain-containing protein 25. The record is from RefSeq and is a predicted model, not a curated record. Lineage: Eukaryota; Metazoa; Arthropoda; Insecta; Thysanoptera; Thripidae.
UCCUAGCGGCCAAUCGCGAAACCAAGCCAAGCCGUAAGUCGGGCUUUGUAGCUUAGCUUGUGUGUGUGCCGAUUUUAUGCAUGUGCUGCAUGAGCUCCCCGCGCGGACACACUCCACCAAAGUGUCUUGGAUCAGAAACCAUUAAGUAUUUCAUGUCAAGUUGACGGAUCACCAAGAGGAAGCCAAAAUGGUCGUGUACUUUAAAAGCGAUGUGGAGAACCCUCCUGUCACGCUGUUCAUGGGCAAUGAUAAGUAUGAGAAUGAAGAUCUUAUAAAGUGGGGCUGGCCAGAAGAUGUAUGGUUUCAUGUAGAUCAGCUUUCAUCAGCUCAUGUCUAUCUACGACUCGCACCAGGACAGACAGUGCAAGAUAUCUCUCCUGCUGUCUUGGAAGAUGCGGGUCAACUCGUCAAAGCAAACAGCAUUUCAGGGUGCAAGAUGAACGAAGUUGAUGUUGUUUACACAAUGUGGAGUAAUUUAAGAAAAACCCCUGAAAUGGAUGUCGGACAAGUUGGUUUUCACAGUGAUAAGGAA